UUGUUCUUUGCGCUUUUGCUCCUCCCACCAGCCUCAGCUGUGGCGCGGCUUUAUUCAGCACCGCCACGUACAGCGCCGCACGAUGAGAUUUCGAUUAUUUUUUUUGCUUCUCCCAGCGACCUUUCUAUCAGACUGAAUUUGACAAGAGCAGGAGAACGCGAUGGCUAAGGCUGAGCAUAAGAAGUUUGUUAAGAGGCGGAGUGUGCAUGAGGUGGCGGCUGCGGUGAAGACGAAGCGGGCGGGGACGAAGAAGAUCAAGGUGGAACACGACGCGAGCAAAGUGAAGCACGAAGAGACUACACAAGUCAAGGCAGAGAGCGAAGACGACGAUGAAGAAGAAGAAGAAGAGCACUUGGACGACGACGACGACGACAGUGCUUCAGAUAUAUCCGAAGACGAAAGCGGCAGCACCGACCCUUUCCAUCGCCAUUUCUCGCACCCGCACCAGCAGACACUGAAAAAGUUGAUUGGACGAGUACAAGCAAAAGGAUGGGUGUCGGAGAAGAUCAAGCCGGUCGUCGACGGCGAGCCUGCAAAGUACAGUAUAAAUUUCAUGACCCUUGGCGGUGCGAAAAUGCUGGAUGAAAUCAACGUUGCUGACGCGACGCUGGAAUCACUGAACACCAAAGGACGCUUGGUGGAGCCAUUUAAGGCUGCAAACAAGGGCUUUGUUCAAGAGAAGAAUAAGACAUUCUCUCCCGUUCAGGAGGCCGUUGCCUCGAGAAUCCUCGCAAACGAAGAUGUGCUCUUUGCGCCGAGGACUAUCUCCAGCGGACAGCAGCUCCAAAACCUGUAUACUUUACACAUGCUCAAUCACAUUUUCAAAACACGCGACACCGUGCUCAAAAACAACGCCAAACUAGCAAAGCGCGCCGACGCAGACGACUCCCUCGAACUCCGCGACCAAGGCUUCACGCGCCCGAAAGCGCUCGUCAUCCUGCCGACCCGCGAAGCCUGCUACAAACUAGUUUCGACGAUCCUCAAACUGACCGCGCCAUCGCAGCCAGAGAACUUCAGGCGGUUCCAGCAGGAGUACCAUUCUGACGCGACGAUCCCGGAUACAAAGCCUGAGGAUUUUAGAAGAUUGUUCAGUGGCAAUAAUGAUGAUAAUUUCAGAAUUGGAAUCAAGUUUACGAGAAAGACAGUCAAGAUGUACUCGGAGUUUUACAACUCUGACAUCAUCAUCGCCAGUCCUCUCGGUCUCCGUCUCGCCAUUGGUGACAAAACGGACAAAAAGCGCGACUUUGACUUCCUCAGCUCGAUCGAGAUCCUCAUCCUCGACCAAACCGCCGCGAUCGCAAUGCAAAACUGGGAACACAUCCUCCACAUCUUUGCCCACCUGAACCUGAUCCCGCAAGACUCGCACGGCUGCGACUUUAGUCGCAUCCGGAACUGGUAUCUCGACGGCGAGGCAAAGUACCUGCGGCAGACGCUGAUCUUUUCAGAGUUUAUCACGCCCGAGAUUAACGCGCUGUUUACGCAUCAUAUGAAUAACGUGGGCGGGAAGGCAAAGUAUUUGCCGGUUUAUAAUGGCGUUCUCGGUGAUAUUGGCACGCCCAUGAACCAUACGUUUAUGAAAUUCUACUCCUCUUCACCACAAGAAGACCCCGACAAACGCUUCAAAUACUUCACAACCAAAGCCCUCCCCUCCCUAAUGCGCCAAUCCUCCGCCUCCUCAGCCGGCACAAUCAUAUUCGUCCCCUCCUACGUCGACUUUGUGCGCCUGCGCAACUACUUUGAGCAAGAGCACCAGAUCGGCCGCAAGCUCGGCUCCAGCGGCUUCGAAUUCAGCGCCGUGAACGAGUACACGUCGACGUCGGACCUCACGCGCGCGCGCGCCCUGUUCAAGGACGGCAAACAUAAGGUCCUGCUCUACACCGAACGGCUGCACCAUUUCCGCCGCUACGUGAUCCGCGGCGCCGAGAGCGUGUUUAUGUACAGUUUACCGGACAAUCCGACGUUCUACGUCGAAAUCUCGAGGUUCUUGCUCAGGAGCGUGAGUGAUGGGAUCGCAGAGCAAGACGCGAUCGUUGUCAGGAGCUUGUUUUCAAAGUGGGACGCGUUUAAGUUGGAGCGGAUUGUUGGGUCUGCGAAGUUUGCAAAGAUGUGUGCUGGUGCGGGCGAGAUUUUUGAAUUCUCGUAGGUAGGUUAGGAAUAUUUGUAG
This is a messenger RNA of Myxozyma melibiosi, 2164 nucleotides long. RefSeq names its product U3 small nucleolar RNA-associated protein 25. The coding region runs from base 161 to 2143 and encodes 660 amino acids. Gene Ontology annotation, biological process: maturation of SSU-rRNA from tricistronic rRNA transcript (SSU-rRNA, 5.8S rRNA, LSU-rRNA). The record is from RefSeq and is a predicted model, not a curated record. Gene Ontology annotation, cellular component: small-subunit processome; nucleolus. The transcript is spliced from 5 exons. Gene Ontology annotation, molecular function: rRNA binding; U3 snoRNA binding. NCBI's taxonomy places the organism in Eukaryota, Fungi, Ascomycota, Lipomycetes, Lipomycetales, Lipomycetaceae.